Messenger RNA from Alternaria burnsii, 3087 nucleotides. RefSeq names its product acetyl-acetyltransferase ib. Gene Ontology annotation, molecular function: hydrolase activity, hydrolyzing O-glycosyl compounds; acetyl-CoA C-acetyltransferase activity. NCBI's taxonomy places the organism in Eukaryota, Fungi, Ascomycota, Dothideomycetes, Pleosporales, Pleosporaceae. The record is from RefSeq and is a predicted model, not a curated record. Gene Ontology annotation, biological process: carbohydrate metabolic process; fatty acid beta-oxidation; ergosterol biosynthetic process. The transcript is spliced from 7 exons. The annotation marks the transcript as partial.
UGUAUACCCUCUCUGCACCUUCAAUCGCCCUCCUGCACCCAAGAGAUACCCAUCAUGUCGUCCCUUCCCCCCGUUUACAUUGUCUCGGCUGCCCGUACGCCCACGGGCGCGUUUUUGGGCUCCCUCUCGAGCCUGAGUGCAGUCCAGCUGGGCUCUCACGCCAUCAAGGCUGCUGUUGAGCGCGCUGGCAUCAAGCCCACCGACGUCGACGAAGUCUUCGUUGGCAAUGUCCUCUCCGCAAACCUCGGCCAGAAUCCCGCCCGUCAGUGUGCCCUUGGCGCUGGCCUCCCCGAGUCGACCGUCGCAACCACCAUCAACAAGGUGUGCGCCUCGUCCAUCAAGGCCCUCAUUGUCGGCGCGCAGACCAUCAUAACCGGCAAUGCCGACAUUGUCGUGGCAGGCGGAACCGAGAGCAUGUCCAACACUCCCCACUACCUCCCCAACAUGAGGACAGGCGCCAAGUUUGGAGACCAAUCGCUGGUCGACGGCGUGCUGAAGGAUGGUCUGACCGACGCAUACAAGAAGGAGCACAUGGGUCUGCAGGGCGAGGAGUGCGCCGAUGACCACGGCUUCUCCCGUGAGCAACAGGAUGACUACUGCAUCCGCUCCUACAAGAAGGCCAUUGCCGCGCACGACGCUGGCUUGUUCAAGGAGGAGAUUGCCCCCAUCGAGGUUCCCGUAGGACGUGGCAAGCCUCCGGUCGUCGUAGACCGUGACGACGAGCCCAAGAACUUCAACGAGGCAAAGACGCGCACAUUGAGACCUUCAUUCAAGCCCGGAAACGGAACCGUCACCGCUGCCAACGCCUCACCGCUCAACGAUGGCGCUGCUGCUCUCGUCCUUGCCUCUGAGGAGGCUGUCAAGAAGCACGGCCUCAAGCCCAUUGCUAAGAUCCUCGGCUGGGGUGACGCGGAGCACAACCCCUCCAAGUUCACCACCGCCCCUGCGCUCGCCAUGCCCAAGGCUCUGAAGCACGCAAAGGUGGAGCUCUCCGCUGUCGACGCUUUCGAGAUCAACGAGGCCUUCAGUGUCGUUGCCCUCGCCAACAUGAAGAUCCUUGGUAUUGAAGAAGACAAGGUCAACCUGCACGGUGGUGCCGUCGCCCUCGGCCACGCGCUUGGUGCUUCCGGUGCCAGGAUCACAACUACACUGCUCGGUGUACUAAAGGAGAAGAAGGGCAAGAUUGGCUGUGCCGGAAUCUGCAACGGUGGCGGUGGUGCUUCUGCCAUUGUAGUCGAGUCGCUGCAGUACGUCUUGACGAUGCGUUUCUCCACACUCACUUCGGCUGCGGCCUUUUUCCAACUAAGCAUAGCUGGCUAUGUUCUAGAGGAUGAUUACAUGACGGACUUUUACGGGGCCUUUGACUUCUUUACCGGACCCGACCCGACUGAAGGUUUUGUACAGUAUGUCGAUGAGGCUACGGCAAGACAGACAAACCUUAUCAACUCGUCUACUUCGGCCAUCUCUUGGGGCGUAGACACACAGAACCAGACACCAGAGGGAAGGCCCAGUAUCCGUAUCGAAAGCAAGAAGACAUACGAUAGUGGGCUGAUUGUGGUGGAUGUCGCCCACAUGCCUUUUGGCUGUGGUACAUGGCCAGCCUUCUGGACCACCGGUCCCAACUGGCCAAAGAACGGCGAGAUUGACAUUAUCGAAGGCGUGAACGACCAGACGAACAACGGCAUGACCCUCCACACAGGCCCAGGCUGCCAGAUUGGUGAUGACACCACCCAGUUUGCGGGCUCGGUAACCACAGGAAACUGCGAUGUUGCUGCCGAAGACCAGUCAAAGAAUGCGGGAUGCUCCAUUGAAGACCCAUCAACCAAGAGCUACGGUACAGGCUUGAACGCUAAUGGUGGAGGUGUGUACGCUACCCAAUGGACCGCUGAAGCUAUCAGCAUUUACUUCUUCCCGCGCGACUCUAUCCCGGAAGACGUUCUCGGUGACAGCCCAGACCCCAGUGGCUGGGGCAAGCCAGCUGCCAAGUUCGCUGGUGCUUGCGAUAUUGAGAACACGUUCAAGCAGCAGCAGAUCGUUUUCGACACUACGUUCUGUGGACAAUGGGCGGGCAGCAGCAGUGUUUGGAACGCCACGAACAGUUCUUGCAGCAAGAAGGCAUCGACAUGCGAGGAAUGGGUACGGGACAACCCAGAGGCUUUUACCGAGGCAUACUGGACCAUCAACUCGCUGAAAGUGUACCAAGACAACGGUGGCUACGGCGCCGCCCCUCAGCCCUCCUCAGUGCCCGAGCAGAGCAGUGCUGCUUAUGCCCCUCAAUCUUCUUCAGUGUCCGAGCAGAGCAGCGCCGCGUACGCCCCUGUGCCAGUUCCAUCGGAAACGCCAAUUGUGUCUUCUGGCCUUCCUGUAGAAUCCGGAUACCCUGCAGUCCCGACUUUGCUCAUCACCCCUUCGGUAUCUGGUAUCUUCGCGCCAAUUCCGACAAGCGAGACACUUUCGGUGGCUCCCUCCGCGUCGCCCAGUGCUCCAGUCGCGUCGCCUCCUGCCGACGAUGCUUCUCCUAGCAUCCCCGUCGAAUCUCCAAGCCCAAUUGUUGCGCCGACCACACAGGUCAACGCACCAGCUCCAGCACCGACAAACAAUGGUCCCAUGUCCGGCUUCCAGUGGCCCAAAGCUGGAGCUGGUAGUGGCAAUGAACCUUCCAACGAGACGUCGCCCUCGACAACACCUGCCGCGUCGCUUCCUGAGGGCACUAACACUCCAAUCCAAAACUCUAGUGGCGCAGCAGCCGCUCCCAGUACAGCACAAAGCAUCGCUCAACCUUCCAAUGUACCUGCUGUGUCUCAAGCACCCGCCGUGCCUGCAGUGCCUGCAGUGCCUGUUCCAGCGCCCACCGACGCUGUCAAGGCCCCUCCAGCGGACGCAGCCAUCUCAGCAGACCCCGCCGCUCCCACUGUCACGGACACUGUUCAAGCCGUACGCACAGUUUAUGAGACAGUGUAUGCUACCGUCACUGCCGAUACUCCAGCCGAGACGCCAGCGCCUGCUGGCGCUGCCAGAAGUGCACGCAUGGCAAGACAUAUCAGGGAGCACAGGCAGAGGCUCACGAGGCACCACGCAAGGCACUGA